Molecule: messenger RNA, 3492 nt
Organism: Colletotrichum abscissum
Lineage: Eukaryota; Fungi; Ascomycota; Sordariomycetes; Glomerellales; Glomerellaceae
Product: CPSF A subunit region
Exons: 3
Coding region: 1-3492 (1163 amino acids)
Biological process (GO): proteasome-mediated ubiquitin-dependent protein catabolic process; DNA repair
Cellular component (GO): site of double-strand break; nucleus
Molecular function (GO): protein binding; nucleic acid binding
Source: RefSeq, a predicted model, not a curated record
AUGUCGUAUAUCGCGCCCAUCCAUAGACCAAGCAGCAUACGCCAGGCCAUCAGGAUACGCCUGUCUGAGGAAGAUGAAAGCGAGAGCUUGGUGGUAGCACGAUCAAACAGACUCGAAGUAUGGCGCAUCACGCCCACCGAUAUGUACUUGCUCGGCUCUGCCGCAGUCUACGGCACCAUCCUCCUCCUCCAGCGCCUGCGACCCAGGGACAGUAAAGCUGACCUGCUCUUCGUCGGUACCGAUCGAUUUCAAUACUUUACGGCGAGAUGGGACUCUGCCACACAGAGGCUACACACGGAGCAGGUCGUCGAGGAUACCGCCGAGCCUCACAUGCGCGAAGCUCAGAGCCAGGACAAGUGCCUAGUCGAUCCGACAGGCAGGUUCAUGGCUAUGCACUUAUGGGAGGGUGUCAUGAACGUCAUGCGCUUGGGAACUAGGAAAGGACAGCUCGCUCGCCUUGACGAUGCAUGGGAACAAGUCCGCCUCUCCGAGCUCUUCAUGAAGGCGAGCAUCUUUGUGCCCACCGAGACUGGUCAUCCCACCGUUGCCUUCUUGUACCAGUCCAAGAUCGAUAAAGAGGACGCGCGACUCGCCAUAUACAGACUUAUGACGGACGAUAAGAACACAGCUGUCUCGAGGUUCGAUCCAGAACGCAAUAGAGACCUCGACAUCGAGAUCAAGGAUCCUUAUGCCCGUAUCCUCAUUCCUGUGAACAUCAUCGAGGAUGAAGUUAAGCGAUACCACAAAAGGGACACUUCAGCGGCCAAGGCACAACUGGGUGGCUUGAUUGUAGUUGGCGAAACUCUACUGGUUUACGUCGAUACCUUGACGCAGUCUGUCGUGGAAAGUCCAAUGGCAAGUCCCGCCAUAUUCGUGGCAUGGGCUGCCUAUGAUGACACAAACUUUUUCCUUUCUGAUGACUAUGGCAAUCUUCACCUUCUGACGAUUGAGACCGAGGGUGUUGUUGUUCUCGGAAUGACUGUCAGAACACUUGGAGUAACGUCUCGCGCAUCGUGUCUAGUGUAUAUGGGAGACGGCAUGCUUUUCCUGGGCUCUCACUACGGCGACUCGCAACUACUACAGGUGAAUCUCGAAGAAUUGUCGACGAAGCUUGUGCAGACCAUUCCCAACAUUGCACCUAUUCUCGACUUCGCCAUCAUGGAUUUGGGAAACGCUGGAGACAGCCAGAUUGGCAACGCCUUCUCGUCAGGCCAAGCUCGCAUCGUCGCCGGCUGUGGUGUCCAUCAAAACGGCAGUCUACGGAGUAUUCGAAGCAGUGUCGGACUGGAAGAUAUUGGUGUUCUGGAAGACCUGCAGGAUGCCCGAGGUCUCUUCAGUCUACAGUCGCACGGCUCUGAAAAAGUUGACACUCUCGUGGUUUCCUUCAUGACGGAAACCAGAGUUUUCAGCUUUGAUGCCGAGGGUGGUAUUGAAGAAGUGUUUGAGUUUCACGGGCUCAAUCUGGACCAGCCUACUCUAAUCGCAAAAACAUUGCCCAGUGGUCAAUUACUUCAGGUCACCGCAGCAAUCGUGACUCUGCUCGAUCUGGAGAGCGGCGUUACUCUGAACAGUUGGUCGGUACCAGAUGGCAAGACCAUUGUCAAUGCCUCUGCCAACAGCAAAUGGGUUUUGCUGUCUAUCAACGGCACCUCUCUGGUAUCAUUGAACUUGGUCGAUAACUUGGCAGCUCAAGAGCAAAUCUUGGGCCGCGGCGUUGGGGGCGAGGAAGACCAAAUUUCUUGCGUACAUGCAGCCAGCGAUCUCGACCAUGUUGGCGUGGUAGGUUUCUGGGCAACGGGUUCUGUGUCCAUAAUUGACCUCCGCACGCUCAACGCCCUUCAGGGUGAAACCAUCAAGCAAACCGAUGACAGCGUCUCGGUUCCUAGAGACAUGGUUCUUGUGCAAUUGCACCCACCACACCUUCUCGGCCCAACGCUGUUCGUCGCUAUGGAAGAUGGUCAGGUUGUGUCGUUCAACGUGUCGAAAGAUGACUUCUCCUUGUCAAGUCGCAAAAGCGUCACCUUGGGUAGCAAACAAGCUGGGCUACACGUUCUUCCAAGACCAGACGACGAAGGCAUCAACAAUGUAUUUGCUACGACCGAGCACUCUAGUCUGAUCUACAGCUCAGAAGGAAGAAUCAUCUACUCGGCGGCAACUGCAGAAGACGUGACCUAUAUCGCCCCCUUCGACUCUGAAGCCUUCCCAGAUGCCAUCUUCCUCGCCACGGAUCGUAACGUACGGAUCGCCCACAUCGAUGCGGAAAGGAGAACGCAUGUCAACCCCCUUCCUCUACGCGAGACGGUUCGAAGAGUGGCUUAUUCGCCAGCACUCCGUGCUUUUGGCAUAGGCACCAUUCGAAGAGAACUCAUCAACAAUGAAGAGGCGGUAUCAAGCUCAUUCCAGCUGGUCGACGAGGUGGUUCUUGGCGUUGUUGGCAAGGCAUUCCACCUGGAUGGCUCCACAUCAGCCGAAAUGGUCGAAAGCGUCAUCAGAGCAGAGUUGCCCGACAGUAUGGGGCAGCCUGCCGAACGAUUCAUUAUCGGAACAAGUUAUCUGGCAGACCCGGAGGUUGAUGAGAACAGCGAUAUCAAGGGUCGGAUUCUGGUGUUAGGCGUUGAUUCUGACAAGAACCCCUAUUUGAUAGUCAGCCACGCGCUUAAGGGCGCGUGUCGCAGUCUUGGAGUGAUGGGCGACAAGAUUGUCGCUGGAUUAAGCAAGACGGUAGUGGUCUACGACUACGCCGAAGAGUCGAGCACAUCUGGAGCACUCCGCAAGCUGGCUACUUUCCGCCCUUCAACAUUCCCGGUUGACAUUGAUGUCAAUGGCAACAUGAUUGGGGUCGCCGAUCUCAUGCAGUCGAUGACCCUAGUCGAGUUCAUCCCGGCACAAGAUGGGGACAAAGCCAAGCUUGUAGAGCGCGCUCGUCACUUUCAGUACAUUUGGGCCACGUCAGUAUGUCACUUGGAAGAGCAUUCGUGGCUCGAGUCCGAUGCGCAAGGCAAUCUCAUGGUACUACGGAGGAACCCCAACGCGCCGACAGAGCAUGACCAGAAGCAGAUGGAAGUCAUUAGUGAAUUCCACCUCGGAGAGCAAGUGAACAAGAUUCGAUCACUCGACAUUGUUCCGAAUGGGAACGACCCGAUCGUGCCAAAGGCGUUCCUCGCAACAGUUGAAGGAUCGGUGUAUGUCUUUGCCGACAUCAGGCCAGAGCACCAAAGUCUACUAUUGCAAUUUCAAGAGAACUUGGCCGGAGUGGUCAAGACACUGGGUCAAGCUGACAAUGCGCCGGGUGCCGGGCUCUCAUUUAUGUCAUGGCGAGGUUUCCGGAACGCAAAGCGCGCGGCAGAUGCGCCCUUCCGCUUUGUCGAUGGGGAGCUGAUUGAGCGGUUUUUAGACUUGGAUGAGGCUAAACAGGAGGCCGUCGUUGCAGGACUUGGGCCGACGGUUGAGAAUAUGCGCAACUUGGUAGAAGAGUUGAAGCGCAUGCAUUAA